GCGGGGGUGCGAUUUCUGGGAUCCUCGAUUAAAAUAAUGGCUCCACCACCGCCGCCACCUCCACUUCGUGACCUUCCUCCAUCACCAUCGUCAUCAUCCUCUUUUAAUGGAUCCGCCACGCUCUUUCGCUGAUCCCCUGAACUCCGCAACCCCCCGUCCCGUCCCUUUCCGCUUCUCCCCAGAUUUCAACGCCACGCGCACGGGGACGAGGCGAGAAACCAUCCCCAUCGCCGACGCCGCCGCCGCCGCCGACGCCGACGCCAGCAGCAUCGGCGUGUCCCGGACGCAUUGGCUCCGCGUCGGGAUUCGUGGCCCCGAGUCGACCCCGCCGGCAUGGAGUACUUUGAGGAGCUGAGGCGCGCCGAUUGGGAGCGGGAGUCGUACCCCGAGUACGGCGAUGUCGCCGUCCUCCCCUUCUCCGUCCUCUUCUUCCUCAUCGCCCGAUUCUUCCUCGACAGGUUCGUCUUCGAGACAGUUGGUAGAUGGAUGAUUUUGGGGAAGGGGCAGCAAACGAGGGAUGUAGAGUCAGAUGGCAGGAAGAAGAUACGAAAAUUCAAGGAGUCAGCAUGGAAAUUUGUUUACUUUCUUUCAUCUCAGCUUCUGGGUCUAUACGUAACCUAUGAUGAACCUUGGUUCACUAAUACUAGAUACUUUUGGGUAGGACCAGGAGAUCAGGUCUGGCCUGACCAGAAGAUUAAAUUGAAAUUGAAGGCGGUGUACAUGUAUGCUGCUGGAUUUUACACAUACUCCAUAUUUGCUUUGGUUUUCUGGGAAACACGAAGAUCCGACUUUGGAGUGUCAAUGAGUCAUCAUGUCGCAACUGUGAUUCUAAUUGUGCUAUCUUACAUAUUUAGGUUUGCCCGAGUGGGUUCGGUUGUAUUAGCUCUUCAUGAUGCCAGUGAUGUUUUUCUGGAAAUAGGGAAGAUGUCCAAGUACAUUGGGGCAGAGAUGGUUGCCAGUGGCGCAUUUUUACUCUUUGUUUUGUCUUGGAUCAUUUUGCGUCUUAUUUAUUAUCCAUUCUGGAUCAUUUGGAGUACAAGCUACGAGGUUAUCUUGACAUUGGAUAAGGACAAACACACAGUGGACGGCCCAAUUUAUUAUUAUGUGUUCAAUUUUCUUCUAAUUUGCUUGCUUGUUCUUCAUGUCUAUUGGUGGGUAUUGAUAUUCCGGAUGCUUGUGAAGCAAAUUCAAGCGAGGGGGCAGGUCACUGAUGAUGUCAGAUCUGAUUCUGAAGAUGAAGAUGGACAUGAAGAUUUUACCAAAAAAAAAGAUGGACAUGAAGAUUGAGUAGGAAAUGAUGGGAAACUGCAGCCUAGUUUCUGUACUUGAUAUGUUCGUUUGCUAAUACCAAGUGCCACUGCGUAAAGCUGAUUUUUGCACCCCGAAGGGAUGUGUGAUUUCAUUUAGGAUUGAUACGGAAGCAUUUUUAGAGGAGAUUUAUUCGAAUUGUCCACCAGAGAGCUUGAUUCUUGGCCAUUUCUCUCUUUUAACCAAAGCUUGAUUCUUGACUUUGGAUACAACUCUCUCACCUGUAUCAUUGAAUAAAGUGGAUUCUUGAGGAACUGAAUUCUUGUUGAUGCAAUUCCAGCUGUAGGAAAAAAGAGGUUCUCGUUGAUACAAUUUAUCAAGCUGCUCAUUGCUUAGAAA
This is a messenger RNA of Eucalyptus grandis, 1647 nucleotides long. Its product is annotated as ASC1-like protein. Gene Ontology annotation, molecular function: sphingosine N-acyltransferase activity. Bases 334 to 1287 code for a protein of 317 amino acids. The transcript has 7 exons. Gene Ontology annotation, cellular component: membrane; endoplasmic reticulum. The record is from RefSeq and is a predicted model, not a curated record. Gene Ontology annotation, biological process: ceramide biosynthetic process. Lineage: Eukaryota; Viridiplantae; Streptophyta; Magnoliopsida; Myrtales; Myrtaceae.